GUCUUAUCGUGGCCCCGCAAAAAACUUGUGAACUUUUUAUGUUUUACUGGUAAGACAUUGAACCUUAACUUUGGUGAUACGCAAAAGUUAAAAGCUUCUUCUUGACGGCCUGCGACAUUAAUCUCAAGAUGGCUCCUAUAACCACAGCAGAUGAUGUUGCAGCCAACAAACGAAAGAGAGAUGGAAAAGAACAUGGAAAAAGGAAACGAGCAAAACGGGAUGUUUUAUCUUCCAAUGUUACUCCGACCGACGAGCAGCCUCCCCAAGAGAAGACGGCUAGCCAAACCAAUGGCUUCACAGCGCCAUCGGAUAACCCGAAAAACUCGAGCGCCGCUGCAAUAAACACCAAUACCUCGGUUGCGACAAAAGAAAAACAACGACAUGGAUCUAAGAAAAAUAGGCAAUCAUCUAAAGAGACACUGCCAAUAUGGAGGGUAUCAAAAGCUAUGGGAGGAAGAAUGAUGAACAUAGAUCCCAUAUUAACUGACGAUGAGAAGCACCUGAUAAUAGCUUAUAGCACCUCUAUCCAUGUAUAUUCGACAGCCGAUUCCCUCCUAGUACGAAAAAUCCCGCUUUUGGAUGCGCGAGCUGCUAAGAAACAACUCGUUUCUAUCCACUUGUCCCCAAGCUCACCGAAUCACGUAUGGGUUGCUUCGUCCGCUGGUCAUCUCUGGUUAGUUGACUGGACCAAUGGAACCGAAACUACAUUCAAAGUCAAGUGUGGUCUUCUAUGCGGCAUGUUCAUUGAAAACGUACAGUUUGGCGAGGACUCCCGAGACGUACCGAUAGCUUCCAUUGAAAAGGAUGGCGCUUGGCAUAUCAUGGCCUAUGAUGUGCGAGGAACUGAGAUGAAGAUCUCGAAAUCUCUCCUUUCGCAGACGAUGCCAUUCUUAGACUUGCGGUCUGUUAUGAAUGGGUCCGCUAUAAUAGCAUCGGCGGAUCGUGAAAUUUUACUUGGUACAUUACAGUCUCCAGGGAUCAAACAUUUCCAAGAUUUACGUUAUGAAUUCUUCACUCUCGACUGUAGUGACGAGAUUACCUCCCUAGAUGUGCGAGCAACAAAACGUAUACAUCUUAGUCGAAGGACCCAGGCGGAGACUGGUGACGAAACUGUUCUGGAUGUUGUAGUGGGUUGCGCUCGCGGAGCCGUGUUCUUCUACAAUGAUCUCUUACCUCAACUCCGAUGGUUGCAUAAUUCCAAGGGGCACAGAAGCUCCCUUCAACCCCGCAAAUAUCACUGGCACCGUAAAGCUGUCCACGCUGUUAAAUGGUCACAAGAUGGAAAUUAUAUUCUCUCUGGUGGUUCUGAAUUGACAUUGGUGUUAUGGCAAUUAGACACACAAAAAAUGGACUUUUUACCCCAUCUCUCUGCUACAAUUGAAAACAUUGUUGUCUCAAAGCGUGGUUCGGCAUAUGUCCUUCAUUUGGAUGAUAACUCAGCUAUCGUUUUGUCAACAGCAGAAAUGAAACCAACGACAUACAUAUCUGGAAUCCAAACCCUUGUUUCCCCCCAACCUGCCUCAAAGGAUAAUAUAGUUAGAAGGAUUGGACAAUACUCCUCAGGCCGAUUAUCGAAAACACCAGCUGCGAUCAACCCAGCGGAUCCAUCUCGGAUCCAUUUUUGUGUGGGUAAUGGGCAGCAGGUUAGCCAAGCUGGAAGUUAUCCUUCAACUCCGAUGGUGCAAACGUUAGACCUCGCUACUAUGCAAGGCGUUUCAAAGCAGGCCUUGACAAGAACGCAUCCAACAGAUAUCAAUGUCACGACCAAAGGCUACGCGAUAACGGAACCCCGCGUCACAGGUAUGUCAUAUUCAGCAGACGGCAAAUGGCUUGCUACGACUGAUGAGUGGCAACCGCCUACGCGGGAUGUUAACUCCCUCGGAGGGUCGCCUGCCGAUAGACGCGAAGUCUACCUCAAAUUCUGGGCCGUUAAGCCUGAAGACCAGAGCCUAGAACUAAUAUCUCGCAUCAAUGCACCGCAUUUCACGAGUCAUAGUGAAUCGGUAUACGGUUUGGCCGCCGAUCCACAUGCGCAUCGCUUUGCUACUAUUGGGGAAGACGGAGUCGUCCGCUUAUGGGAGCCAACAAUUAGGCAACGGGAUGGCGUACUAGUCAAGGGCAAGUUCGGACGUGAAUUGCAUAGCUGGGCAUGUUCCAAGGCUAUACACCUUCAGGAAAACGAGGAACCUCUUCACUCGGAUGCAGUCGCUGCUAAGUCUCUACCACGAGGGUCAGGUGCCGUUUCUUUCUCUGAAGAUGGAUCUACCUUGGUCUGUGCUAUUGGAACCGUUCAUGGUUCGACAGUUCAUAUCAUCGACACCGAAUCUGGUAAAAUACGAAACUCUGUCGACGGUCUAGUAACUGGAGACAUUCGGGAUAUAAGAGUCUUAUCUUCAUCUCUGGUCGUGCUUUCAGAUCGCCUUGCCGUAUACGAUUUGGUUGCAGAUGAGCUGCUCUACGGAGUCCAAUUAAGGGCAAAUGAGGACCCCCACAACCCAGGUGCAUCGAUAUUAACACAUAUGGCAGUGGAUCGUCGGACAUCAACUUUCGCCGUGGCUGUUUCACAGAGUAAGGUGGAUGCAGCCAACACUCCCUCGGAACUUGCCAUCUUUGCUCCGGAUCGAAGUGAACCUCAGGUGGUACAAGAAUUCCCCCGCCCUAUAACUGCCGUGGUCUCUUCUGUUGGGUCUAGUGGCUACCUAGUACUAGACACUGCCGCUCAACUGUGGUCCGUUAAUGAGGGCAUGGAUACAAAAUCUCUCGCAUUUGCUCAACCACUCGCCGAUCUAAGCCUCGACCAAGUGAAUACUGAGGAGUCUCGCGAGGAUGAGGCUUCUCUAGUAUUACUAAACAAACAAGACGACGAACCGGCAAGUGGUGAUGAGAUGGAGGUUGAUGUUCCAGAUGUUGCGGCCAAUGAUGACAAUGUAUAUCCGGCUGUUGUUCCAUCACAGAAACUCGCGGAGUUAUUCGAUACUGCGCCGGCAUUUGCUAUGCCACCGAUUGAGGAUAUGUUUUACCAGGUUACGAAGCUAUUUUCGUCAAAUGUAGCCGUGCCUGCGUCAUAAAGACCGUUUCCCGUAGGGAUUAACGAAUUAUUCAAAUAAUCAAAAUUCCUAUCCUUGACUCAAGUUGAUACUGUGGAUAUCAUGGUGUUGUGUGAGGUUCUUCCAUGACAUAUCUGAUAAUACGAGAAGAGUUUCAGGUCCAGAAUGCCAUUGCUUAAAGAGCCAGUGCAUUAAUAGCUUCGAGGAAUCUAUUGAUAUGAUGAGGGUUGGGUUGGUGUUAAUAGGACUUUAUGAUAUUCUACGCCACCCCUCAUACGAUAGCUCAAAUGGUACUAAUCAGCUCGGGUGUCCGAUGAAGUUAAGUACACUCCAGUGUUGACCAAAUCAUAUUAUUUGGCAGCAGGUUCAGGCGUACAGGUGGUGCAAAAUGCUGAUUUUAUGCCUGUUGAUCACGGCUGCUUGGAUACUUUAUGUUAAAAGUGAUAGCUAGUAUGAGGUAAAUUAAAAACACAUCGAACUGAUAUCUUGCAUUCGCUCUGUCGCUAUUCGCUAUUAU
Molecule: messenger RNA, 3564 nt
Organism: Hypoxylon trugodes
Lineage: Eukaryota; Fungi; Ascomycota; Sordariomycetes; Xylariales; Hypoxylaceae
Product: sporulation protein
Exons: 4
Coding region: 129-3068 (979 amino acids)
Biological process (GO): positive regulation of transcription by RNA polymerase I; positive regulation of rRNA processing
Cellular component (GO): nucleolus
Molecular function (GO): RNA binding; protein binding
Source: RefSeq, a predicted model, not a curated record